AUGAACAUGACAGCAAUAUUAAAUGAAUCAAAAGUUCAUGAAAGAAGAUCAAAGACAUUUUCUGAUUUAAAAAAAAAUUCAAAUGAAAAAGAUAUUUCAAAUGUAAAAUUUUAUUCUUUUAUUCCAGAAAAUAAUUUUAAUAAUCAAAUUUUAAACACAAAUCCAAAAGAUUCUUUAGAUAUUAGUUUUAUUCCAAAGAAAAAAAAUUAUGAAAAUCAUUUUACAAGUAUAAAUAAAACUGAUUCAAAUUUAAUUUCAUUAGAUGAAGAACAAAAAAAUAACAAAAAAGAAAAUUUUAAUGAUUUUAAGAAAAAAACUAUUGAUAAUGCAAAAACUUUAGAUACAAUUGAUGAAACAUCUGAUGAUAAACUAAGUUUAUUAAUGGAUUCAUGUAGAACAAUUGACUUAACUAAAGAUGAAGCUGAUACAAUAAUGUUAAAUUUUGUACUUAAUAAUGAAAAUACAUUAUAUAAAAAAAAGAAUAAAAACCAAAGAACUGAUGAUGAUGAUUUAAUAACAAUUGGUGAUAAAAGUGUUACAACAGGUAAUAAAAUUUUCCCAUUUAAUUCAACUUUACAAAAAUAUUGGUUUACAAUAUUUGUUAAAACUGGAUUUAUAUUAGAAAAAAUGGAAAUAAUACUUUAUGAAAAUUUUUGGUUUACAUUAUUAUAUUUAAAUUUUUGGUUUCCAAAUUUUGCUGGAUUUUUAAGGUAUGUUCAAGUUUAUUUUUAA
This is a messenger RNA of Maudiozyma saulgeensis, 732 nucleotides long. Lineage: Eukaryota; Fungi; Ascomycota; Saccharomycetes; Saccharomycetales; Saccharomycetaceae. The record is from the annotation of a GenBank genome assembly.